CGCGCGCUGAUCUCACCCUUCUCUUUCUCUGUCGUUCGCGCGCGCUCAUCUCCAUCAUCCUCUCGCUACUGAGAAAAAACCCGCCGGCGCAAAACAGAUGGGAAGGCAUCCGCGGAUUUCGCGACCGUUACUGUGUAGAGAAUAGCCGUCAAAACUGAACGGACACCGAAAAGAAGUUCAUUUUUUCCCCCAGAAGACUUCUGGACUGAGAACUUGAGGACAUUUCACGUCUGUUCACGACUGUAAAAGGCAGGGUAGGCCAUGCCAUUCGGCUGUUUGAAACCUGGCGAGAAGAAGGACUACAACAGUCCAACAGAGAUCACAGACAAAUAUGAUCUGGGCCAGAUUGUUAAAUCGGAGGAGUUCUGUGAGAUCUUCAGGGCAAAGGAUAAGAACACGCUGAAAAUGUACACCUGCAAAAAAUUCCUGAAGAAAGAUGGAAGAAAAGUGCGGAAGGCUGCCAAAAACGAGAUUCUCAUCCUAAAGAUGGUGAAACACCCCAACAUCCUCCAGCUGGUCGAUGUCUAUGAGACCCGGAAAGAGUACUAUCUUUUCCUUGAGCUAGCCACAGGUCGGGAGGUAUUCGACUGGAUUCUGGAUCAAGGCUAUUAUUCUGAGAAGGACACCAGCAAUGUUAUCAGACAGGUGAUGGAGGCAGUUGCUUACCUGCACAGCUUGAAGAUCGUUCACAGGAACCUAAAGCUUGAGAAUCUGGUGUAUUACAACCGACUGAAACAUUCGAAAAUAGUCAUCAGUGAUUUCCAUCUGGCAAAACUGGAGAAUGGACUCAUCAAAGAGCCCUGUGGAACCCCAGAGUAUCUGGCCCCAGAGGUUGUUGGGAGACAGAGAUAUGGCCGACCUGUGGACUGCUGGGCCCUUGGUGUGAUCAUGUACAUAUUGCUCUCUGGAAAUCCUCCAUUCUAUGAUGAAACAGAUGAUGAUGACUAUGAAAACCAUGACAAGAACCUCUUCCGAAAGAUUCUUGCUGGAGACUAUGAGUUUGACUCACCAUAUUGGGAUGAAAUUUCAGACUCCGCUAAAAACUUAGUGUCUCGUCUUAUGGAGGUGGACCAGGAUCAGAGGUUGACUGCACAAGAAGCCAUCAACCAUGAAUGGAUAUCUGGAAAUGCUGCUUCAGACAAGAACAUCAAGGAAAAUGUGUGUGCACAAAUCGAGAAGAACUUUGCUAAAGCUAAGUGGAAGAAAGCCGUACGGGUCACAACCAUGAUGAAGCGUCUCAGGGCACCAGAGCAUCAGACAGCAGCAGCAGCAGCAGCCGUACCAGGUGCACCUAACCCUGCAGCAGGGGCUCAGGAAAACCCUCAAGCUCUAUCUGAGGCCUCCACAGCGCCAUCGAGUACUGCUGAAAGCAACUCGACGAGCACAGAAGCCCCUGCUGUGGAAGCUUCCAAUGCUGAAGCAAUGGCUGCCACCGUCCAGCCGCCAGCUGAGCCUGUUCUCCAUGCCCCAGCUCCCGAACAGCCUGAUCCAACAUCACGAUGCAACGGAGAGGCUUUAGCCCCCCUGCCAUCGGACACAGGGGAGGAACAGAGUGGUUAAUCUCGCUACCUCUCUCCCACUUGCGUUUAGAUCCCACACACUUGUAUAUAAGCAGUAAGCAUGCUAAUACUGAUCCCACAGCUCAUAGCAUUAAUCUCAACAUGCUCUAUCAUGAGCCGACUUCUAAAACAUUUCCCAGCAACCAUCUGUUUUCUAUUGAAUCACAAGCUGUGUGACAUGUAUCGAAGGCUCUGGCUACUUUAACUUUGCAUAAAAGAAGAAAAAAGUUGUUUUCUGCUUACAUUAAGCCGAGAUUGAAAAUUUCAGCACUGAUCUGCAUAAAUGUUUUAGGAUAGAUUAUCAAAGCAGGCCUCAUUUUAUAAAGUUACUUUUUAAUUUUUUUUGCAUUGAGGUUAGUUAACGUCUGUCUUGAGGCAGGUAGUCAGAGGAGCACAGAUACACAGCUUCAUGUGCAAUGUAAAGUUUCUGUAAAUAGCUUCCUAACCUCUGUAGAUUAGACGUAGCCAAGAACAGCAUGCUUUUUCAAAUCUGCUGUUUAUGACACUCAUGUCCAGGCAACUGACACAUUCAGCUUCAGCUUUAUGUGGACAUUUCAUGUCUUGAUCAAACACACACUCAUGAAAUGUUGCCAUCAGUUUAUAUGAAAAAUACUUCAGCAGCAACUAAGGCGGCUAAAUUCAUUUUAUGGCAUUUUAAUGGUUGAGACAUGUGGCCCAAUAAAUGGAGCAGAGUAGGUAAACUUAAGAAAUACUUCAAAUCUGCUUGGUAGCUAGCCACAUGAACAGUGGAAAAACUGAUUUGUUCUUAUAAUGUAUUAUAUACUCAUUUCCAUACAUUGUACAUGUUUUGAGUAAUAUACCUGUCCAUUUUAAAAGUAUUCAGCCAUGCACAGUGAAAUUUGUUUUCAAUAGGAUUUCAUCUGAAGCAUAGAUGUACAUAAGUUACAGUGGUCAUACUUUGAGACUCUUUCGUUGGGUUGAAUAUUUACUCAAUCAUUAUAUUUUUUUUUCAUUGUAUCUCCCUCUAUUAAUAUAUAAUGCAUUUGAAUAUAUUCUGAGAUAUUUAUUAGACUUAAACAUAAAAUUAUAAAAAUAUAAAUUAUAGAUUUUUUUUAAAUUAAUCCAGAUCUUUUUAAAUUGCAAAUAUGUAACAGGUAUCAGAUAUUUACUCAUUCCUGUUAAGACACUUUUAUUUAUAUAACUUAUAGAAAACAGAUUAUUUCAAAUUAUUAUAUUACUUAUCGAUUUGAACCCCUAUAAAAAUGCUCAAAAUUCUCUUUUAAGAAAGGCACAUAAAUUCAGAUUACAAUAACCAAGUUCUCAUUUAGUAACCCAUAAGUACUGCAGGAAAUAAUUCAUAUUUUUGCACUUUCAUCAUUGUAAAGUCAAUGGCUUCUUAAAUGGAUCUUGGAUAAAUGCCUGAAAUAAGAUUUUAAGACAUCAUCAGGCCGAACGGGAAAAUUACUAGUGUGCUUUUACAACCUUGUUGUCUUUAUACUCACAUUCUUGCAAACUAUUCUAACUCAAACUUUUCCAACUCAUAGAUUUUAAAGAUUGAGACUUUUAGAUUGAAAUGUAAAAAAAGAGAGAUAAAGUUAUCAGAAGCGUGAUGGUGACAUUGAAGUUGUGUGACCCUGAUGUAGUUUGUUUAUAGCCUAACUUUAUACUUCAGGUGAUUGUAUUUAGGUUUCAAAAUUAAUAAAACAUUUGUUUGUUUGUGAUUAUCUUGAUUAAAAUGUGUAAGAAUCAUAAAUUCAUUAGUCACAGAGCUUAUUUUUUGCAAUAACCAAAAUUCUAUAGGCUGUUUGUCAAGGGAACCAGGGUGAUGAUAACUUGGGCUACAAAAAUACUUUAUCCCUGCAGCACUCUAUAUUAGGUAGAUUCUGACUAAAGCAAACAAUCUUAUAAACUAAUGAUCCUAAUUGAGUCUAGCACUAUUAACCAAACCCUAGCUCUAAUGAUUUAACAUUUUAACAGAUAGCUUUUUUGCCUUUGACUUUUUUUUAUAGAAAUGUCUUCUGUAAGCAACAUACACCCCAUCUUUAACAGUUUCAUACAGAUCUUUCUCAUUAAACAUUCACAGUUCACUAGUGAUUACUGUGUUUACUGUCUGUCACUCAUGAUGGCCGUACAUUAAUUUCUUAGUUGAUGCGUUCUACAGUAAAUGUAAAAUCAUUUUGUGCCGUCAUGAUUUUAACAUGAACAGGUUGAUGUAUACAGUAUAAAAACAUAUUUCUAUUUUAGCACAGACAAAUGGCAGGUGAUGUAGGAUUAAAAGAGCUUGACGAAAGCAAAAAGAAACGGUCGACCUCUUAAUAUGAGCAAUAGUCUACAACUGCGAUACUGUGAUGCUACUCUCAAUGUCAGUGUCUGUGUGAACACUCAAUUUCUGAUUGGCGUGUCCUCCGUUGAAGUUGACAAUAGUAAUGUCAUACAAGAAGGGUGAGAAGCUUCGGACUUAAACAGGUCAGGUGAAGCCAGUGCACCUAUUGUACCAUUAUUUCCAGCCUAUCAUACAGGUGAACAAAAACAGUGAUGAAAGUUUCCCCUCCAGUGGCCAAUGAUUUGUAAUUGUGCAGUGGCGACAUGGUGUAAUUUUCUAAACAUCACAGGAGUCAGUGGAGGAUUGACUGACGAAGGCCUUGAUAUGCAAUUAUGCUGUCAGUGGUCUAUUGAUUUGAAGAUGAUGCACAGCAUGGGUUGUGUGUGUGCUGUCACAGGUUUCUACUGAAGUGAGCUAUGAUAUACUUUAGAUCUUACAUGUAUCAUUGUCAUUUUGUAUCUUUCACUUCUCUUUGCUUUUACAAAAUAUUUCCUUUCUAAAAUCUAUCCCAUACCUUUAUUUACUCUGAGACUUUAAGAUGUUUUUUAUUUAUUUAUUGUCUUUGAUUUCGUAUCAAAAUUCUUAAAGCUCAUACUGGUAGAACCUAAAAUAAAGAGGGAUAAGUUUCAUGUAGGUCUGAAAAAAACAACUUUUAUAGCAUUCAUGUAUACUGAAACCGCAACUAGAUACUGUGUAAUACAAAUUAAAAGCAAUUUUUGAAAUAGUGCUUCACUAUUGCCUUUGGUGUUCGAUGUCUGUUGAUUUCCUCAUUCUCUCUGUUUUUCUCAGUGUGUUUGACUGUCAACCUGUGAAUACACUGAGGACUGGCCUCUCUCCACUUUAACCUCUGUAUUCUUCAACUGACUUUAAAGCUUUCAAAAUAAACAUCCUGAAUGAUCA
Molecule: messenger RNA, 4743 nt
Organism: Cyprinus carpio (common carp)
Lineage: Eukaryota; Metazoa; Chordata; Actinopteri; Cypriniformes; Cyprinidae
Product: caM kinase-like vesicle-associated protein
Biological process (GO): peptidyl-serine phosphorylation
Cellular component (GO): intracellular anatomical structure
Molecular function (GO): calmodulin binding; ATP binding; calcium/calmodulin-dependent protein kinase activity
Source: RefSeq, a predicted model, not a curated record